AGGAUGUGAUCUUUGUCCCCACAGCCCCGCCGGUGCUGUGCAGACGUGAGAGUCUGAGGCGGUGCUGUGCUCAGCGCUCCCUGCGUCUUUGCUGCCGCUGAUCUCUGUUGCAGUGGAGGCUACAAGGCAGGGCACCAGCCUGAGUGCCCGGGACCAGCAGGAACAGACUGUCUGUGGUGUGAGGAUCAGGGGUGACCAGGAGAGCCUCCUCACCACCACCACCACCACCACCACCUUGCUGCUGGCAUCUCCAGCCAUAAAGGAAAGGAAAAGUUUGAGUGCAAGAAGACUUGAGACUGAACAGGUCCACUAGACACAGCCUUGCACACACUGGUGAAGGAAACCAUGAGUGCCAAGAGUGUGGGAAAAGACUCCCUGGGAAGGGUGACCUCACCAAGUACACCCACACACUCUGGAGGAAGACCUCAUGAAUGCCGUGAGUGUGGCAAAAAGUUCAGUAAGAAGAGGGACCUCAACACACACACCCUGACACACACUGGUGAAAGACCUCAUGAAUGCCGUGAGUGUGACAAAAAGUUCAGUCAGAAGAGUAACCUCAACACACACACCCUUACACACACUGGUGAAAGACCUCAUGAAUGCCGUGAGUGUGACAAAAAGUUCAGUCAGAAGAGUAACCUCAACACACACACCCGUACACACACUGGUGAAAGACCUCAUGAAUGCCGUGAGUGUGGCAAAAAGUUCAGUACGAAGAGUGACCUCAAGAAACACACCCUUACACACACUGGUGAAAGACCUCAUGAAUGCCGUGAGUGUGGCAAAAAGUUCAAUCAGAAGAGUCACCUCAACAGACACACCCUUACACACACUGGUGAAAGACCUCAUGAAUGCCAAGAGUGUGGCAAAAAGAUCAGCAGGAAGAGUGACCUCAAGAAACACGCCCUUACACACACUGGUGAAAGACCUCAUGAAUGCCGUGAGUGUGGCAAAAAGUUCAGUGAUAAGAGUAACCUCAACAUACACACCCUUAGACACACUGGUGAAAGACCUCAUGAAUGCCGUGAGUGUGGCAAAAAGUUUAUUCAGAAGAGUAACCUCGACAGACACACCCUUACACACACUGAUGAAAGACCUCAUGAAUGCCGUGAGUGUGGCAAAAAGUUCAGAGCCAAGAGUGACCUGAACACACACACUUUUAUACACACUGGUGAAAGACCUCAUGAAUGCCAAGAGUGUGGCAAGAGGUUCAUUUCUAUGUCUGUGUUGGACAAGCACAUCUUCAGACACUCUGGCCUGAGAGAGUUCAAGUGUGAUGUUUGUAAGAAGCAUUUCAAGACCAAGCAGGAUAUUGCUCGGCACAUGAAGAUCCACUUCCCCUGAGGUGUUGUGUUGUGCUGCUGUAAGUGUUAUGCACGGAACUUUCCAUAUGACUCAAGAAUCACGUGACAGUACAAUUCUGUAUAGCUUGCACUUCUCUCUGCCAGCAGUGGUCAGUUACAGGCUGGCAGCCGCGAGAUCCACACGUUUGUCACUCGUCUCGUCCGCGGCUUGUAUACACCGUUCUUGUUGUGCUUCACAGAUAAAUAUAUUGUGGACUAAAAA
Eriocheir sinensis (Chinese mitten crab) is the source of this 1566-nucleotide messenger RNA. RefSeq names its product gastrula zinc finger protein XlCGF7.1-like. NCBI's taxonomy places the organism in Eukaryota, Metazoa, Arthropoda, Malacostraca, Decapoda, Varunidae. Gene Ontology annotation, biological process: regulation of transcription by RNA polymerase II. The transcript has 2 exons. The record is from RefSeq and is a predicted model, not a curated record. Gene Ontology annotation, molecular function: DNA-binding transcription factor activity; RNA polymerase II cis-regulatory region sequence-specific DNA binding. The coding region runs from base 346 to 1344 and encodes 332 amino acids.